AUGGCUGCGCUCGCGACACUCCUCCGUCACGGCCGCCGCACCCACGCCCACGGCCUCCGCCUCUCCCGUGCGCUCUCCACCACCACCCCGACCACCACCGGCGGCGCUAUCACGUUGUCGGACGCCAAGCGACAACUCCGCCGCGAGCGCGAUCCGGACCGCGUGGUCUCCAUCCUCGAGGCCAUCGACACGGCGUCCAUCUCCGCUGCCUCCACCCGCCACGCGCUCUCGCUCGCCGCUCGCCGCCUUUCCCGCUCCCGCCGCUUCGCCGACGCGGAGGCCCUCCUCUCCUCCCAUCUCACCGCUUCCAACACCGAGGCCCACCUCGCCGCCGUCCUGUGCUGCUACGCCUCCGCCAACCUCCCCGAGAAGGCCAUCGACGCCUUCCGCUCCGCAGUGCCGUCCCUCCCGGCCCCCAUCUCCCCGCUCCCCUUCAACGCCCUCCUCUCCACCUUCAUACGAUGCCGCCGCUACAGCCGCGUCCCUGUCCUCUUCGCUGAGCUCUCCAAGGAGUUCUCCAUCACCCCCGAUGCCACAUCAUAUGGCAUCCUUGUCAAGGCCUACUGCAUGACCCGCGAUGAUGCUAAGGCGAAGCAAGCCUUGGAUCUAAUGCGCGAGCAAGGUAUCUCGCCGACCACCAGUAUCUACACCACGUUGAUUGAUAACAUGUAUAAGAAUAAGAUGACCAAUGAGGCUGAGUGCUUGUGGAAGGAGAUGGUAGAGAGUGGAUGUGAACCCGAUGUGGCAACUUAUAAUGUGAAGGCCUUCUAUUACGCCCUCCAUGGGAAGCCAGAAGAGGUUAUGGAGGUGAUGACAGAGAUGGAAGCGGCUGGAGUGAAGCCGAACACCAUCACCUACAACUUCCUCAUGCGUAGCUAUUUCAAGAGUGGCAAAUUGGAGGAUGCCAAGGUCCUUUACCACUCCCUAGCUGAGAAGGGGUGCUCGGCAGAUGCUUCCACAUACAAGCACAUGUUAGCAGAUGUCUGUGCCCAUGGAGACUUUGAUGCUGGAUUGGGCAUCUUCAAGGAUAGCUUAAAGAGGCGCAAAGUGCCAGAUUUUAGGACAAUGAAAGGGUUGGUUGAGGGAUUGGCAAAGGGAGGCAGGGUGGUUGAUGCCAAAGAGGUUAUUGCAGAGGUAAAAAAGAUUUUCCCAGAGAAUUUGCUGUCUGGUUGGAAGAAGGUUGAGAAGGAGCUUGGAUUGGACUCAGAUAGUGGAGAAACUCCUCAGUCGAAAGUUACAUCUGGAGAAACUGUUGCUGAGGUUAGGCCCGGUGCUGCAGAGGUAGAGGCACUUGAGCUGGAAGGAUCUGCCGCUGAGGAAAGUGCUGUAUCAGAAGAAUCCAGUGAUGAUGAAGCUUCUGUGCCUGAAGCAUCAUCUAGUGAGGAAGUGCCACAAGGUCGUGCCUAA
This is a messenger RNA of Miscanthus lutarioriparius, 1407 nucleotides long. NCBI's taxonomy places the organism in Eukaryota, Viridiplantae, Streptophyta, Magnoliopsida, Poales, Poaceae. The record is from the annotation of a GenBank genome assembly.